Pseudomassariella vexata is the source of this 678-nucleotide messenger RNA. RefSeq lists its product as uncharacterized. Bases 1 to 678 code for a protein of 225 amino acids. The record is from RefSeq and is a predicted model, not a curated record. The transcript has 4 exons. NCBI's taxonomy places the organism in Eukaryota, Fungi, Ascomycota, Sordariomycetes, Amphisphaeriales, Pseudomassariaceae.
AUGAUGCCGUACGGCGACAUGUACGACAUGUCGAGCUGCUUAAGUACGUAUGAAGGAUCUGGCGUCAACGUCAAGCGGGCCCAUAUCAGGACCAACCGUCGUCGAUCUCAAAGCGUGUUGCUAGGUGACGACCCAUUUGCGGACCCUCUUGUUAGCAGGCCCGCUGAUGAAGAACCCCAAGAUUGUAGAUUUGGAGCCCUGCAAGGAACUGGCAGACGAUUUGUGGUUGAUACGGCUAAAGCCGGGCAGGACGCGUGCAGUCAAAUGAUAGGUCUCGGCGAAAUGACGCUAGGUCAGAUCGGUCCAUUAGGGCGACAGCCUGCAGACGGAUGCGCGCCUGGCAAUAAGACGUGUGCAGGUGCAGGUGCUAGCAGGGCUGUUGUACUGGGGAAUGCAUCUAGUCCACAGGGGAGACAUCUCACAGCGGCGAUUGCUAGUGCCGGCCUACCCCAGUAUGCCGCAUUGCAGCAUCUUGCAAGGCUCGACCUGGGCAGAGCUGGGUUCUUGGCCAUCGCUUCACGGCGUGUUUGUUGUGCAGGCUGCAGAAAGAGCGACGGGCGCGCGCAAACAAGCAACAACUUGGUCAAGGAACCGACCCAAGGGCAAGGUCCAGAAGGUGGACACGGACAAGGUCAACGGGCUGACGGGUACUUCCCUCGCGCAAUCCCAACGCGAUAG